Molecule: messenger RNA, 1617 nt
Organism: Cylindrotheca closterium
Lineage: Eukaryota; Bacillariophyta; Bacillariophyceae; Bacillariales; Bacillariaceae
Source: the annotation of a GenBank genome assembly
AUGGCAGCAGAGAACUACCCUCCUCAUUCGUCCUUUGCAGUGAGUAGUGUGGAGGAUGAAGAAAUAACCGAAGAUGAAAGCCUAAGAAGUCGUAUUAUUAGCAUAGUCAAGGAUUCCGAGAAGUACACUAUCCGACCUGCCAGAUUAUCAUCCGAGCUUGGAAUCAGCAUUGACGAAGCUAAUGCUGAACUUUGCGGCUUACUAAAGGCAGUUGGAAAGGGAUCAAGCUUUCACUUUGAGGACGUCGGCGGUGUCAAUUCGAUGGUUUUUAUCUUUCCACUUGAUUUUGAAAAGCGGGCAUUUCGCAGUGAGCGCAAUGAAGACUUAAAAACGCUGCUACUGGUUGCCUUGCAAGUUGGAGUCAAAAUUGCAAAAGUCCUGACUGCCUUUGGAUUGAUCUUAUCCACUGUCAUUGUUUCGAUUGCGGGAAUGGUUGCCUUGGUGGCCGCCUUGGUUGCACUGUCUCGUGGUGGUGGAGACUCUCGGCAUGCCCGUGCCUCUGUUUCCAGACAGAUACACCAUUUGUUCAUCACCGUACGGCAGCUGUUGUGGUGUUAUGCAAUGUUCGCUCCCACGGACGAUGAGCAAGACCCUUUCUUUCGUGAGGCAGCAUAUGAUACAUGGCUAGUCUUGAGUUUGUGCUGUGGAAAUCCCUCUAGCAUGUGGUUUUGGCUACGGGCACGACAUUUCCGACGUAGACGAAGACGGUAUGCACGAGGAUGGGCUUCAAACAACUACAGCGUCCUUGAAGAUUCAACGUCUGAUUUGGAGGGUGUCAGUCUGAUACGGCGAGGAACUUGGGGUGAGGAGCAGCGCGUCCCUAUUCCGCAAGCGACCGAAGAACGCCGAGGACUGUUAUCUGUUGCUGUCGAAUUUCUUUUCGGCCCAAAUUCCCCUCCCAGUCCAACUGAAGAAGAAAAAUGGAAGCUUCGCGGUGCGAUUAUUGUAGAUAAGUCGCUUAGCCGCAACGGGUCAAUCACACUGCGUGAAUUGGCACCGUUCGUGGACUCUCCUCCUUCAAAUUGGGAAAAUAAAAGACAAAUCAUCUCUGAAGGACUGCUGAUUAUAGCUCAUUUCAAUGGAAAGCCAUCGCGUGUUUCAAAAGAUGGGGACGGAGAUACAUCAACAGCGGCGUUCGACUUUCCAGAAAUCGUUUCUGAAAGUCGCUUUAGUACCCACUACAGUGGCCCGAGUCAAGAAGAGGUAGCAGUGCUGGAACAGAAAAGUCUUUUAUUUGUCACUGAGAAGACGAUAUCAUCCAGCAAUCGAGAUGAGCUCAACCCACUUCCAAAAUUUCUGUACGAAGAGUACAAAUCACUGACACAGCUCACUCAGAAGCAAUUUCUCCACUGUUUUGCAGUUGCUCUUCUCAACCUUAUUGGAGUAAUUUGGUUCGCACAAUCGCUGGAACCGGGGGGUAUCCUUGACCAAAGCCUUGGACCGGUUUCGUCAACGCUGAGAUGGUCGCUGAUCCCCAUCUUACUAUUUUAUGCCAAGUUUUUCUUUUCAAUACCUGCUAUGCGCCUGGUAUACAUCUUGAUCUGGAACAAACGUUGUAGGCUUCGAAACAACAGACGCCGCAAGCUAGCCAAAUUGCUUGAGGUGGAGACUAGCUAG